This is a messenger RNA of Perkinsus marinus ATCC 50983, 190 nucleotides long. RefSeq lists its product as hypothetical. Lineage: Eukaryota; Perkinsozoa; Perkinsida; Perkinsidae. The annotation marks the transcript as partial. The record is from RefSeq and is a predicted model, not a curated record. The transcript has a single exon.
AUGUCAGCCCCUGCCGCAUCCGCGACAACCACUGCGGCCCCUGUGCCUUCUCAGAGUGCUGCUUUGGAGCAACAGCGUAAGCAACUCUCCGCUGCUGAUGUCCUCAGCAAGGCCACCGCGGCCGCCUUCCGUGGUGGCAUUGCUGGUGCCUCUGCCCAGGUCGUUAACGUGUUCGCCCUCAUGUGGAUGC